Messenger RNA from Heterobilharzia americana, 640 nucleotides. NCBI's taxonomy places the organism in Eukaryota, Metazoa, Platyhelminthes, Trematoda, Strigeidida, Schistosomatidae. The record is from the annotation of a GenBank genome assembly.
GAAGUUUCAAUAAGUUCGAAGAACCUCGAAAAUUGUUUUAAAAACAAAUUCAGAACGACAAUUUUAACCACGAAAGCUUGAUGGAGUAUAUUCUGAGUGAUGGAAAAAACGAUCACUGAAGCUAAGAGAAUCGGUGCAUUCUACAACUUCUAUACACCUGUAGAAAAACGGAACAGUCUUACCAACAGUUUGCGUUGGUUUUUUGUUUUAGAUUUUGAAUCUACUUGUUUUGGUGAUGAUAGUAAACAACCUGCUGAAAUCAACUGGGAUAUAAGUACUUGUCUGUGGGAUGAGUGUCGACGGAAAAAGUUACCUCUUCCAGGUGAUAUGUUGAGUCGCAUAGAUUUAAAAGCAAUAUUUCAACAAUGGCUUGGCUCCCACAAAGUGGGACAGAAAUGGCGAGGUGGCUUGAAAGAUGCACUUCAUUUGAUCGGACUGCGUUUUGAAGGUCGACCACAUAGAGGAAUCGAUGAUGCUAAAAACACAGCUCGAUUACUUCUUCAUUUACUUUCGAAAAAUAUUCUUAACUUGACAGCUUCAUGAGAUCUUUUUAUAAAAAACAUCCAUAGAUCUUUUUCACAUUUUUAAUUCCUGUUCACUGCUAAUUUUUAUUUUUGAAUAAAUACUUAAUGAGAAUGAA